Molecule: messenger RNA, 3144 nt
Organism: Toxorhynchites rutilus septentrionalis
Lineage: Eukaryota; Metazoa; Arthropoda; Insecta; Diptera; Culicidae
Exons: 2
Coding region: 1-3144 (1047 amino acids)
Molecular function (GO): zinc ion binding; nucleic acid binding
Source: RefSeq, a predicted model, not a curated record
AUGUCAGUGGAUGAUAGGGAAAAGGUAUUGCGUACGCAUUCUCUCUGCCGCAACUGUUUCCGCAAGGGCCACCGUGCGAAGAAUUGCCAAUCAAAAAUUUCGUGUCGAAGAUGUAAGGAUCGACACCAUACUCUUGUGUGCUUCAGAACAGAGGAGGAUACUCAUUCAAGAUUCGUGACAGUCUCAAGGAGCCCCAACAGAAAUCAAACUAAGGAAAACCAGGGACCAUCGUGUUCGGCGUCUUCUCAGUCUUCGCAAGUUAUAAAUCUCUCAGCUAAGAAGGUCAUCGCAGGUGAAACGAUAUCGAAACAUUCAACAAAGGUACUUUUGGCAACUGCCGUGGUGAUGGUGAGGGACACCAACGGUAAUCAGUAUCCAGCCCGUGCUCUCUUGGAUUCGGGCUCAGAGAGCAACUUCAUGACUGAAAGGUUGAGUCAAAAAUUAAGGGUGACUCGUGAACGGGUUAACAUUCCGGUCCUUGGUAUUGGUGAAGUAGCUUCUAAGGUGAAGCAACGGAUUCGAGCUACAAUAUUAUCUCGCGUAUCCGGAUUCUCCCGAGAAAUGGAAUUCUUAAUUUUGCCCAAGGUCACGGUGAAUCUCCCGACUACAUCGAUCAACACAAGAGGAUGGGCAAUACCCGAAGGAAUUCAACUUGCUGACCCCACGUUCGGGGUACCCACUGCUGUGGAUAUGGUACUCGGUAUCGAGUCAUUCUUUGACUUCUUUGAAUCCGGAAGAAAGGUUGGAUUGGGUGAUAAUUUACCAAUACUAAAGGAGACAGUCUUCGGAUGGGUCGUCUGUGGAGGAUUGGCAGAUUCUACUCAGGUUUCAAGAGUUAAUUGUAAUGUGUCAACUACGAAGAAUUUGGAGUCGUUAAUAAGCAAAUUUUGGUCCUGUGAGGAAAUUAAUUCAACAAACGACUAUUCACUGGAGGAAGCCCGCUGCGAGGAAUGGUUCGUACAGUCAGUUGUUCGAGAUGAUGAUGGGCGAUACACGGUUUCAUUGCCAAUGGAAAGGGAUGCUUUGUCGCGACUAGGUGAAUCCAAGAACAUUGCUCUUCGACGCUUACAAUCAACUGAACGCAGAUUAACAAGGGAUGCUAGCUUACGGGAAGAGUACAUCUCAUUUAUGGAGGAAUAUCUGCAGCUAGGGCAUAUGCGGAAGGUUGAUGGAACUUCUAGGGAAUCAGGCAAACGGUGUUUUCUUCCGCAUCAUCCGGUGGUGAAGGAGAGUAGUACGACAACUAAGGUUCGAGUCGUAUUCGACGCAUCCUGCAAAACUUCUUCUGGGGUUUCCCUGAACGAUGUAUUAUUGACAGGGCCGGUAGUACAGGAGGAUUUGAGGUCGAUUAUUUUACGAUGCCGAAUCAAACAGAUAAUGUUGGUCGCUGAUGUGGAGAAAAUGUUCCGCCAAAUAUAUAUUCAUCCAGAGGAAAGGCCACUUCAAUCCAUUCUGUGGCGUGCAUCACCUAAGGAGGAGGUUUGCACGUACGAAUUAAAUACAGUAACUUAUGGUACAAGGCCAGCACCAUUUUUGGCAACCAGAACACUCAAGCAGUUGGCAACGGAUGAAAGGGAAAAAUAUCCACUCGCAUAUAAGUCAAUUAUCGAGGACACCUACAUGGACGACGUGAUUACUGGCUCAGAUAAUGUUGAAGCAGCCAUUAACUUAAGUUUUCAAUUAAAUCACAUGAUGGAGGACGGUGGAUUUCGGCUGAGGAAAUGGGCUUCCAAUUGUGAAGCGGUGUUGAACACUAUUCCCAAAGAAAAUUUGGCCAUACGAGAUACAGAGGGAAUCAAUCUAGAUCCAGAUAGCUAUGUACGUACUCUAGGACUUACUUGGAUUCCCAAAAUGGAUGUCUUUCGAUUCCAAUUCAGCGUUCCACCUAUUGACGAGGACAGCUCAAUAACGAAACGUCAGGUUCUUUCAAUAAUUGCAUCACUUUUCGAUCCCCUGGGGCUUAUAGGAGCCACCAUUGUCACGGCAAAGAUAUUUAUGCAACUGCUUUGGACUCUGCGUGACAACAACAAACACGUUUGGAGUUGGAACCAGCCUUUACCUUCAACGGUGGGUGAGGCUUGGAAAAGGUAUCACAAGCAACUUCCUGGCCUCAAUAAAAUUGAAAUCGAGCGAUGCGUCAUGAUUCCAAAGGCGGUUCACAUACAAUUUCAUUGUUUUUCUGAUGCUUCUGAGAAGGCAUACGGCGGUUGUAUUUACAUUCGAAGCCAGGACACUGAAGGUACAGUAAAGGUUCAUCUGCUUACUUCAAAAUCAAAGGUUGCGCCUUUGAAGUGCCAAACAAUACCGAGAUUAGAACUCUGUGGAGCUCUGUUGGUAGCUCAGCUCUACGAAAAGGUCCAACAAUCGACAAAAACAACAGCAACGGGCCAUUUUUGGACAGAUUCUACCUGUGUUCUGCGCUGGAUUCAGGCUUCUCCCACUACCUGGUCAACCUUCGUCGCAAACAGGGUCUCGAAAAUACAAUCGCUUACGGAAGGAAGUCAAUGGAAUCACGUGCCCGGUAUUUGUAACCCGGCGGAUCUAAUUUCCAGGGGAAUCACACCAGAGGAUAUUUUUAAUAACGAAUUCUGGUGGCAUGGGCCGAAAUGGCUGGCAGAAGAACCAAACAAAUGGCCGAACAAAAUUCGGGAUGAAGUAGAAGAGCUGGCGGAAGAAGAAAGGCGUCGUACUGCCAUUGUAAUCGCAACCGAAGUGGAAGUUAAUGAUUUCAACAAUUGGUAUUUGUCAACGUGUUCAAAUUACACCGUCCUGAUUCGCCGAACUGCUAUUUACCUACGACUGAUAGGACUUCUUCGUUCACCUUCCAAGAGUUGUUUCAAGGGUUUCAUUACCACAGCAGAACUAAAUGAGGCAGAACGGGUGUUGAUUCAUCGAGUACAGCAAGAGUCGUUUCCUGUCGAAUUGAGGCUAUUGGAGAAGAAGGAAUCGGUUAAGAGAAGUUCUCCUUUGCGAUGGUACAACCCAUUUAUUUCAGAGGAUGAAUUGCUGAGGAUAGGUGGAAGAUUAGAGUAUUCCGUUCAGAGGAACCGUGAUUCUGAUGACGAUGCAGUUGUUUUGGAUAAUAGUCAGUCCGCCAAUGCGUUUUGCAUCGUCAUCUUCAGCUCGUCCGGGAAAAUCCUCUGA